Lotus japonicus is the source of this 1512-nucleotide messenger RNA. RefSeq names its product cycloartenol-C-24-methyltransferase-like. The record is from RefSeq and is a predicted model, not a curated record. Bases 132 to 1169 code for a protein of 345 amino acids. Gene Ontology annotation, biological process: sterol biosynthetic process. Gene Ontology annotation, cellular component: endoplasmic reticulum. The transcript has 14 exons. Gene Ontology annotation, molecular function: sterol 24-C-methyltransferase activity. NCBI's taxonomy places the organism in Eukaryota, Viridiplantae, Streptophyta, Magnoliopsida, Fabales, Fabaceae.
UCCAAUCCCUCAGGACGCGGCCAAUUCUCUCAAUAAUCUCCGCCUCCGGGAAGAUCCCUUUCCCUUUCCCGGCGUUCGAUAUCUCAGCAAGUUCCGUUUGAAUUCUGCGAGUGGUAUCCGAAGCUCCGACAAUGAAUCUGGCAUCCGGCGUCGGUGGAAAGAUGGAGAAAUCCGAAGUUAUCUCCGCUGUUGACAAGUAUGAGAAGUAUCAUGUUCAUUAUGGAGGUAAAGAGGAAGAGAGGAAAGCUAAUUACUCUGACAUGGUUAAUAAGUACUAUGAUCUUUCUACUAGCUUUUAUGAGUUUGGCUGGGGGGAAUCAUUCCAUUUUGCAGCCAGAUGGAAAGGGGAAUCUCUUCGAGAGAGCAUCAAAAGACAUGAGCACUUCCUUGCUUUACAGCUUGGCCUGAAGCAAGAAGAUAAGGUUUUAGAUGUUGGAUGUGGAAUUGGGGGACCACUAAGAGAAAUUGCUAGAUUCAGCAAGGCAUCAGUCAUAGGGCUGAACAACAACGAGUACCAGUUAACAAGAGGAAAGGAGCUCAAUCGCAUUGCUGGAGUGGACAAGACUUGCAGCUUUGUCAAGGCUGACUUCAUGAAAAUGCCAUUCCCAGACAGCAGUUUUGAUGCAGUGUAUGCAAUUGAAGCUACCUGCCAUGCUCCAGAUGCUUACGGAUGCUACAAAGAAAUUUUUAGAGUGUUGAAGCCUGGCCAACAUUUUGCUGCAUAUGAAUGGUGCAUGACUGAUGCUUAUGAUCCCAACAACAAAGAACACCAAAAAUUAAAGGCUGAAAUUGAGAUUGGCAAUGGACUUCCUGAUGUUAGAUCGACCACAAAGUGUCUUGAAGCUCUGAAAGAAGCAGGUUUUGAGGUAAUUUGGGAUAAAGAUCUUGCACUUGACUCUCCUCUUCCUUGGUACUUGCCUUUGGAUACAAGUCACUUCUCACUCAGCAGCUUCCGCCUAACUACUGCUGGAAGAUUUGUCACAAGAAAUCUGGUCAAGGCUUUAGAAUUUGUUAAACUGGCUCCAGAGGGAAGCCUAAGGGUUCAAGAUUUCCUGGAGAAGGCUGCUGAUGGACUGACUGUAGCUGGAAAGAAAGAGAUUUUCACGCCAAUGUUCUUCUUUUUGGCAAAGAAGCCAGGAGGAGGCUCAGGAGGCUAUCACAGCGACUAGCGUGUUUGGAUCGGCAGUAUACACACAGUUUAAAAAAAAGUGACAAUUCAUUAGCUACACUUUAUAGCUUCUUUCUAUAAGUGAUUAUGAGUGUUCCAACCUCUAAAUUAAACACACUCUAAUAUGGUGUUGUAAAUUUAGGCCAUAAAGUGAGUCUUGUUGUUUUAUGUCUUUUCUAUGUUUAGUUUGCCAUGAUUUCACUUUGCUUGUUAUUUGCCGAAGCAGUAUUGGCCUUAUGUUUCACUAGAAGAUGCUGAAUUCUCGUAAUAGCCUCUUGACUCUUGUCUCUUGAGCCCUUACUAUUUGUUUUGAUGAAAAAAAAAACAUAGUUUUUUGUAUUAAA